AACGUGGUCCACCACCGAGCGGAUCACCCCACCGAGCGAAUCACUCUGCCAAGACCACAACGCUUUCUACUAUCAAUUACAAUGGCUCAACCAGUUGAUCUUGAAUUACUUUCCUGUGCAGAUAGAGUUAUACUUGCUACCCAAGCAAUGAAAUCUAACGCGUCACUAAGCCAGCGACGCGCUGCUGCUAUCUACAAGGUUCCUCAAAGUACACUUAGCCAUCAAGGCGCCGGAAGAACCCCACGACGCGAUACCCACCCCAACUCAUCUAAGCUUCAGAAGCAUGAAGAGGAG
Didymella exigua CBS 183.55 is the source of this 294-nucleotide messenger RNA. RefSeq lists its product as uncharacterized. The transcript has a single exon. The annotation marks the transcript as partial. Gene Ontology annotation, molecular function: DNA binding. The record is from RefSeq and is a predicted model, not a curated record. Lineage: Eukaryota; Fungi; Ascomycota; Dothideomycetes; Pleosporales; Didymellaceae.